Erigeron canadensis is the source of this 1288-nucleotide messenger RNA. RefSeq names its product probable protein S-acyltransferase 16. The record is from RefSeq and is a predicted model, not a curated record. Lineage: Eukaryota; Viridiplantae; Streptophyta; Magnoliopsida; Asterales; Asteraceae. The transcript has 7 exons. The coding region runs from base 142 to 987 and encodes 281 amino acids. Gene Ontology annotation, molecular function: palmitoyltransferase activity.
AAAAACUAGAGUAAUUGGGACAGGACAGGAGUACAGGAACAGGACACCAAAAACACACACACACAGACGAAGAAGAAGAAUAAGAAUAAAUAAGUGGGAGGAGGGAGACACCGUCGUAAGAGCGGUUGUCUCCGAGAGGGGAUGAAGAAGGAGGAGGCAUUAAUAACGGGGCACGUGAUAGUGGUAACAGGUGCAAUCAUAUAUAUAUAUGCAUCGACUGUAAUUGUAUUUGUAAAUCAGUGGUUUGGGAUCCGGUCCUCUCCUGGUGUCAUCAACGCCUUCCUUUUCACUUGUCUUUCCAUCAUAUGUAUCUUCAAUUACCUCCUUGCUAUGUGUUUGGAUCCGGGUCGGGUUCCUCCUUCCUUUGUACCCGACAUCGAGGACUCCCUGAAUCACCCCAUUCACGAGAUUAAACGAAAGGGCGGGGACUUAAGAUACUGCAAAAAAUGCUCACUCUACAAGCCGCCUCGAUCCCACCAUUGUCGUAUAUGUAAACGUUGUGUUUUGAGAAUGGAUCACCAUUGUGUAUGGAUGAACAAUUGUGUGGGUCACGCAAACUAUAAAGCUUUCAUUGUCUUUGUUGUGUAUGCUCUGCUUGCAUGCAUAUACUCUCUGAUUUUGCUUGUAGGAAGUUUAACUGUUGAGCCUCAGCAAAGCAGAGGAUCUUACAGAACUAUAUAUAUCAUUUCUGGGCUGUUGCUAAUUCCACUGAGCAUGGCUUUAGGUGUCUUCUUGGGGUGGCAUAUCUACCUUACCAUACAAAACAAAACCACAAUAGAGUAUUAUGAAGGCGUGAGGGCAAUGCUGCUUGCAGAACAAGGAGGCAAUGUGUACUCACAUCCGUAUGAUCUUGGGGUCUAUGAAAACUUGAUUACCGUGUUGGGUCCGAAUAUACUUUGUUGGGUUUGUCCCGUGUCAGGCUACAUAGGAUCUGGUCUCCGCUUCCGAACAAUAUAUGAUCAUAUUCAUGCGGCUUCAGCUAGUUGACAAAGUUAUCGGAUCUAGGAGGAUACAUGUAAAAACUGGACCAGCUAAUGAUAGGCUUAACAGAAGUACUAACCUGUCGGGUUUAAUUUUUGGAGGUGGAUCGGGAUUCGGGAGUUAGGUGACAGUUUGCUAUAGUAAUUGUUGGAUGCAAUAAACAACACCCACUGUAAGGUUUUUUAAGGGAUGAUAGUUAUGUAUAGCUACAGCUAGGUAAAGGAAAAUGUGUUUGUAUGCUCCUUGAACAUGAUUUUGAUAAUUGUGUUAUUUAUUCUUUCAGGCACAAAUGUUGCUUUUUCUCUUC